GCGCGUCAGCCGCAUCCCGGCUCCCAUGGCGGCAGCCGGAGAGCCGGAGUCGCCCCUGGAGGCCCCCGCCGCGGAGCCCGCGCCGCCGCCGGCCUGCCGCUUCUUCCUGGAGGGCCGUUGCCGCUUUGGCGCCCGCUGCCGCCAGCCCCACCCCGGGGCGCCGGCGCGGCCCAGCGGGCAGGCGGAGGCCGAGGCCGGCGCCAAGAAGCCGCCGCUGCGCACGGCCGCGGCCGUCAUCCAGCGCAUCCUCUGGGACCCGCGCCUCGACCCGGCCGACUUCUCGGUGGGCUACGUCGACCGCUUUCUGGGCGUGCGCGAGGAGCCCUUCAGCGCCUUCUGCUGGGACGAGCCGCUGGCGGCGCUCGGGCCGGGCGUGCUGGCCGUGCCGCAGCACCGGGUGCGCUACUUCCGCUUCCGCGGCCGCGUCGUGUGGGACCGCGCCUCGCGCACCGACCACGUCUUCGGCUCGGGCUCGGCGGCGGGCCGUGGGCCCACCAUCCUGGAUGUGCUCGACAGCGGGGACGCGCCAGACGGCGGGCACGCACCCGACGGCCGGGACGCGCGGGAGACCGGGGAUGCGCCAGGCGGCGGGGACGCGCGGGAGACCGGGGACGUGCAGGGGACUGGAGAAGCGCACACCGGUGAGGACAAGGCCGAGGACGCACACUGGACUGGGGACACGCAGGACGGCCUAACUGCGGGCCCCGUUGGCGCCCCAGGGGGAGAGCAGAGAGAGCGGGACUGGAUGGGACUCGAGGCCACCUUUACUCGGGAUAGUGGCGGCUCAGAGGCCCAGUGCCUGGCGGUUGCCUGGCCAUCUAGGAAGGCCCGGGAGCGGGAGCUGGGCGGGGCUGGAGGCCAGGCUUCCCCGUGGACAAGGCAAGAAAGGCGUCUGAAACCAGCCACUGCCGUCCCCAGGACCUCGGAGCCUCAGGCCAUGGCAGCCCCAGGGCGGACCCCAGACGACUUCCCUGAGAAGGCAGCACAGUGGGGUAUCGGGGCCUGGCCCCUACACAGUGGAGACGACACCGUGACCAGACCUGAGACCCCUCGCCAGCCCCGGCCCACGCAUUUUGUGGCCCUGAUGGUGACGGAGCCUGGGCUGCAGGCAGGAGUGGCCAAGGCGCAGGAAGAGCUGGUCCGAGCCGCGCCAUCAUGUGCUGCUUUCAUGGUGCCGGUACAGGCCCUACAUCUGACACUGGCCCUGCUGCGGCUGGCGGGCCCCGGGGAGGCAGAGGCCGUGGUCUGUGCUCUAAGACGCGUGCUCUCGGCCCCAGGGCUUCAGGCACCCCCUCGGAUAAGCUUUACACGCCUGGUGCUCCUGGGCCACCAUGUGCUCUGUGCCCCACCCUCCCCUUCCCUAGAAAGUAUGGCCCAAGGGCUGGGCCAGAGGCUGGAGGCAGAAGGGCUCAGAGUGCUACAGCCCCCUGGAGGGCUGCACCCCCACCUCACUCUGGCCAAGGUGCCCCAGGGUUCCCACGUCUGCCUUCCUGGGCCUGGGUUCAGCCCCGGGCAGGAGCUGGGGAGCCAGCCCCUGGGGAAAGUCUGGCUGUGCCGCAUGGGGAGGGCAGGGGGCACCUACCAGCCCCUGGCUGAGAUCCCCCUGGGGUGACAGUCCUUGACCUCUGGGACAGGCAAAUUGGAUCUCAACCCCAAAAGAAAUCAGGGCCAGAACCCGAACAACCAGAGGAGAAGAUCCAGUCCAAGCAGGAGGGAUGACGCGCCUUCUCUCUCUCUCUCUUUAAUUUUGGUUUCUCAAGCUUCCAAGUGGUGCUCAGUGCUCCAAGGAAAGAACGAAGGAAGGAAAGGGGGGGGGGAGAGGAAGGGGAGGGGAGGCAGAGGAGGCACAUCUGGAAGAAAGCAGCCUGACAGUCCAGCUGUUUGCAAACUCAUUGCACAUCCUCCAGUUACAUGGCAGAAGAGGGAGGGAGGACCGAAAAGAAAAGGGGAGGAAGAAGAAAAAGUAACUUAAAUAAACACACACAAAAAGAAAAGAGAAGGAAACAUGACGUGAGCUGGUGAUCCAUGAAGGCGGGAGGGGUAACUGGUUUACCUGUGCUGAACCAAGGGACGGGUGGGAGCAGAAGGGAGGAAAGGGAAAAAAAAACUAGAAGAAACACUGGGGUGGAGGAAGGAGGGGACACGGAGACAACUUAAUACAACUGCAGACGAGGCGGCCCGGCCGGCAGGUCCCGCGAUGGCCUCCGGAGUCCUCAGUGGGAGUGGCGGCGGAUCUGGUCGAGGCGUGGCGUCGGCAUUUCGGGGGCGGGGGCCAAGGGCAGGGCACAGUCUACGCGGCUCCCCUUGCCCCAAACACUGAGGCCCCGAAGGGCUGAACAAGAGUCUGUGGUGAGGCGGACGGCGGCGGGCAGGUGUGCUGGUGCCCCUGCCGUGGCGGGCGCGGGCGGAGCGGCCUGUCUUCUUCCCCUGGCCCCCCGGCAUGGGAUGGGCCAGGAUGCCAGGUCGUACCGGAGUACAAGCUCGAGAGAGAGAGAGAAAAAACACUGAGACAGCAUUAGUGGAGGUGCCAGGUGGACACAGAGCAGCCUACAGACCAUGCCCCCAACCCUCUGCCGUCCCACCCAACUCCCCCAAUCCCAUUUCUCUGAGGCAAAAAAUAAAAAUGUAGAAAAAAUCUCUGUACAGACUCCCCGGUGGGAAAACGGGGGCAGGGAUGCUGGCUCUUCCUGGAGCCCACUCCCCGCGAAUUAAUUUACAACCCAAGUCCAUGGCUCAAAAG
This is a messenger RNA of Ceratotherium simum simum (southern white rhinoceros), 2740 nucleotides long. RefSeq names its product leukocyte receptor cluster member 9 (gene LENG9). NCBI's taxonomy places the organism in Eukaryota, Metazoa, Chordata, Mammalia, Perissodactyla, Rhinocerotidae. Gene Ontology annotation, molecular function: metal ion binding. The record is from RefSeq and is a predicted model, not a curated record.